This is a messenger RNA of Nycticebus coucang (slow loris), 2679 nucleotides long. It is a transcript of the gene FZD2, whose product is annotated as frizzled class receptor 2. The coding region runs from base 798 to 2501 and encodes 567 amino acids. The transcript has a single exon. NCBI's taxonomy places the organism in Eukaryota, Metazoa, Chordata, Mammalia, Primates, Lorisidae. The record is from RefSeq and is a predicted model, not a curated record. Gene Ontology annotation, molecular function: Wnt receptor activity; Wnt-protein binding. Gene Ontology annotation, biological process: non-canonical Wnt signaling pathway; canonical Wnt signaling pathway. Gene Ontology annotation, cellular component: plasma membrane.
AAAUUGGACUGGAAUAGGUGGGGUUGGAGAAACCGGAGUUGGGGAACGGAUUUAAAGAGACCCUACCCGGCAGAGUGCCUUGGCCUCUGGAAGAGGAGUGAUCCAGGGUUGAGUAGCCUGGGUCCACCGCAGCUCUGGGGAAAGUGUGUCUCCGGAACUCGCCGCGGCGACUCCGGAGAAAUCCCGGGCUGGGUAAGCAGCACUUAAUAUAAUAAUAGCUUGUCUCUUUAAAAAGCAAAAGGUGGGGGGGAAAGUUUUGUUGGCAUCUGGUUUCUGAUCUCAUUAUGUUGUGGUCGACCAAUCCAGCCCUCGGGGCUGGUCCUGGGGUUUAAAUCUGAUUGGCCGAGAGCACAUUUUGGGAUGGUGCUUAGAGCUCGACGGGGCGGUUUCAAGGAUCCCUUUUUUGGGGGGCUGAGGAGAGGGCGGGGCCGCCAGAGGGGGCCCCCUUGAAACCGACUAAUUGGGAUCGGAGAGGCCGAGGUGAGGGCUGGAGGAGGCACAAAGGAGUCGCUGGGUGGAGAAGGGAGGGGAGAGGAGGAUCGGAGAGUCGAGAGGAGGAGAGGGCAGCGGCGCGCGGUGUUUCGGGCGGCUCAGUCUGACCGUGUCCAGCUAGCGGGCAGGAGCGCCGCGCCCUCUCCCCCACCCGGUCUCCCCACCUCUCCGGCCAGGAGCAAAGUUUGCUAAGAGGCGCGGGAGGCAGCGGCUGCAGCUAGGAGGCGGCGGGGAAGGCGCGCGAUCUCGGGGUUGGGGGCGGGGGCGGGGGGCGCCCAGGAGCCGGGUGGGGGGCGGCGGCCAGCAUGCGGCCCUGCAGCGCCCUGCCCGGCCUGCUGCUGCUGCUGCUGCUGCUGCUACUGCCCGCCGCCGGGCCGGCCCAGUUCCACGGGGAGAAGGGCAUCUCCAUCCCGGACCACGGCUUCUGCCAGCCCAUCUCCAUCCCGCUGUGCACGGACAUCGCCUACAACCAGACCAUCAUGCCCAACCUUCUGGGCCAUACAAACCAGGAGGACGCUGGCCUGGAGGUGCACCAGUUUUAUCCACUGGUGAAGGUGCAGUGCUCGCCUGAACUGCGCUUCUUCCUGUGCUCCAUGUACGCACCGGUGUGCACUGUGCUGGAACAGGCCAUCCCGCCGUGCCGCUCCAUCUGCGAGCGCGCGCGCCAGGGUUGCGAGGCGCUCAUGAACAAGUUUGGUUUCCAAUGGCCCGAGCGCCUGCGCUGCGAGCACUUCCCGCGCCACGGCGCUGAGCAGAUCUGCGUGGGCCAGAACCACUCCGAGGACGGAGCGCCCGCGCUGCUCACCACCGCGCCGCCACAGGGACUGCAGCCAGGCGCUGGCGGCACCCCGGGCGGCCCCGGCGGCGGCGGAGCGCCCCCGCGCUACGCCACGCUGGAACACCCGUUCCACUGCCCGCGUGUCCUCAAAGUGCCAUCCUAUCUUAGCUACAAGUUUCUGGGCGAGCGUGAUUGUGCGGCGCCCUGCGAACCGGCGCGGCCCGACGGCUCCAUGUUCUUCUCACAGGAGGAGACGCGUUUUGCGCGCCUCUGGAUCCUCACUUGGUCUGUGCUGUGCUGUGCCUCUACAUUCUUCACUGUCACCACGUACUUGGUGGACAUGCAGCGCUUCCGCUACCCAGAGCGGCCCAUCAUUUUUCUGUCGGGCUGCUAUACUAUGGUGUCGGUGGCCUAUAUUGCGGGCUUUGUGCUCCAAGAGCGCGUGGUGUGCAAUGAGCGUUUUUCCGAGGACGGUUACCGCACAGUGGUGCAGGGCACCAAGAAGGAGGGCUGCACCAUCCUCUUCAUGAUGCUAUAUUUCUUCAGCAUGGCUAGCUCCAUCUGGUGGGUCAUCUUGUCGCUCACCUGGUUCCUGGCUGCCGGCAUGAAGUGGGGCCACGAGGCCAUCGAGGCCAACUCUCAAUACUUCCACCUGGCUGCCUGGGCCGUGCCGGCCGUCAAGACCAUCACCAUCCUGGCCAUGGGCCAGAUCGACGGCGACCUGCUGAGCGGCGUGUGCUUCGUGGGCCUCAACAGCCUGGACCCGCUGCGGGGCUUCGUGUUGGCGCCACUCUUCGUAUACCUGUUCAUCGGCACGUCCUUCCUCCUGGCUGGUUUCGUGUCGCUCUUCCGCAUCCGCACUAUUAUGAAGCACGACGGCACCAAGACAGAGAAGCUGGAGCGGCUCAUGGUGCGCAUCGGCGUCUUCUCUGUGCUCUACACCGUGCCCGCCACCAUCGUCAUAGCCUGCUACUUCUAUGAGCAGGCCUUCCGCGAGCACUGGGAGCGCUCGUGGGUGAGCCAACACUGCAAGAGCCUGGCCAUCCCCUGCCCGGCGCACUACACCCCGCGCAUGUCGCCCGACUUCACCGUCUACAUGAUCAAAUACCUCAUGACACUCAUCGUGGGCAUCACAUCAGGCUUCUGGAUCUGGUCGGGCAAGACGCUGCACUCGUGGAGAAAGUUUUACACCCGUCUCACCAACAGCCGGCGCGGAGAGACCGCCGUGUGAGGGGCGCCCCUGGACCCACGGACACCACACUUUCCUUCGUCCCAGGGGUCUCCUACAGACUCCUUAUUUUAUUUUUUUAAAUAAAGAACAAUCGAAACCAGUUCUUUUUUAGGUUGCUUUUUAAAGAGAACUCUGCCCAACACCCCCACAAGGUUUGUAAUUAAAACUGUAAAUAGUC